CCUGAUGCCAGUUCUGAGGAGUCUGCCUCUGUUGAGGAGGAGCAGGAGAUAGAACCUGCUGCCCUAGUAGCCAAGGAGGGAGAGGGCACCGGUGAAGGAGAGCCAAAAGAGAAUGGUGAGAGAGAUGAUAAAUCCAUUGGAGAGAAGACUGCUGAGGGGGAAACGUCUGAGAAGAAAGAGUGAGUUGCUUAUGCUCAUACCGUGCGGAUGUUGCUUUCAUAUCCGUGUAGAUUAAUGUUUAAUUACUCAUUGUCUUGCUCUCUGUUUUGUUGGUUGGUUGCAGAGAGAAGGAUGGAGUGAAAGACAAAGUCAAGAAGCCAGUGAAAAAGGCUAUUCCCGCUUGGGCCACCAUGUCUGCCAGCAAACGUGCAACGCUCACAAAUAAGAGCACCUCCACCAUGCAGCCGCCUAAGAUGGACGACAUCCUCAUCGAGGCUAUUGAGGUCUGAACAUAACAACACACUUAACCUUUGUAUUACGUAGUUAUUCUUUAUUCCCCAUGAAUGCAGCACAACUGUCAUAUUUCCUCUCUGCAGUCCUGCAAGGAGAAGACUGGGGCCUCAGCCCAUUCUGUCAUGAAGUACAUUGUGAAGAAAUACCCUAACCUGGAGAAGAGGAAAUUCCUCCUCAAGAAGGCUCUCAAGAGGCAGCUGGAGAAGGGCACCAUCAAACAGGUGAGGAGUCCUGACCAAAGUUGACCAUGUAUUAACAUUAAUUGCAAAUGGUAGGCGGCAGUCUUAGUGUUUUUCGAUCUGUGGGUGACUUGUUGUGGUGCCCUUUUAUCCUGUGUGUCUGAUGUUUUAUCUACCUGCAUACUGCUGUUGCUUUACCUUUUUUUAUUCACUCUCACAGCUGAAGGGUAAAGGCCUUUCUGGAAGCUUUACCAUUGGGAAGCAGCCCCCUAAUAAACCAACUGCUAAAGGGGUAGGUAAUUUUCAGUCACCUAUCUGCAAACUUAAACACUAACAAUUACAAUUGACCAUUAUGUGAUUGUUCCAUUGGCUUUAAGCAGACAGAAUUUGAAGAAUUUAGCAGACACUUAUCUAAAGUCAUGCUUGCGUACAUUUUUCGUAUGGGUGGUCCCAGGAACUGAACCCACUCUCCUGGCGUUGCCAGCGCCAUGCUCUACCAACUGAGCUACAGAGCACCACUGUGUUUGACAGUGAUUCUGAUUGUGAUGGUUUGGUGCUAGAAGCCGAUCGCCGUGGCACCUGGGUUGAAGGCAGAGACCCUUGGGGAUGCUCUGCCCUUGAUCAUCACACGACUAUGUGAGCCCAAAGAGGCGUCUUAUAUCCUGAUCAAGAAAUAUGUGGAGCAGCACUUCCCUCAACUCAACGUGGAGCAUAGGUAAAUACCUUUUUAUUAUUAUAUUGGGGUGGGUGCAGUGGCGGGGUCUGUUAUUCUCUGUUUGGAGUAUGUAAACGCAUGCUAACUUACAGUAUUACCUGACAUAGCAAUGUAACCCUCUGCACAACCCAAAUCUACAUCAUGUUUAAUGCAGUCUGAAAAGAAGGAACCCACUACCUUUGAACUCUGGGAUGUCCAUUAGUGGUGUGUCUUGGUGGGGAUUAAAAUAGAAUUUCCAAUGCAAUCACUAUUUCAUUCCUAGGCCAGAUAUCCUAAAGAGUGGCCUGGUGAGAGCUGUGGACAAGGGGCACCUGGAGCAGAUCACUGGAAAAGGUGCCUCUGGAACAUUUCAGGUUAGUCUUAUACUAAAGGAAUGCACAAUUCAGUGUACUUCAUAAAGGCUUUUGGAGUCUAUGAUUUUGGAUCUCUGUAUGAGGCGUUUAUCUCAGCCCCUCUCUUACUCUCACAGCUGAAGCGGGAAGGGGGCAAGUUCCUGCUUAAAGGCGGUCCCCUGGAGGAUGCCAUCAUGACAGCCAUUGUGGCAAUGAACGAACCCAAGACUUGCAGUACCACCACACUCCGCAAAUUCCUGUUAGAGACUAACCAGGACAGCAUGGAGUACCGCGUGGGUAAGACCUGCUCCCUGACUCUCCUAAUAGAAACACUGCUUUGGCAAGAUGUGAAUACCUACCUGCAACUGCAGGAGCUCUCUCAUUAGCUAGGUUAAAUCAGAGAUGUAAAGAUGCUUUAUUGACCCUGGGCACUUCUCUUCCCUCAGUGAACAACCUGAAGAGAACCCUGCAGAAGUGCAAAAUUAUGGGCUGGGUGGAUCAGAUCACUGGAAAUGGGCUAAACGGAACUUACCAGCUCUGCUACCCUUACUACCCCAGGUAGAACAUUACUAUAGGAAGAUUACUAUGUGACGUAUAUUGCUGCCCUCUGUACAUCAUUGCAUUGCAUGUGCUAUACCAGGAACAGUAUUUUCUGAAGUUCACUCACCUGGAACAGAAAGGUUAGAGAUCGUAUUGUCUCUUCUUAUUCCACAGCCCAGCCAUUCUGUUCCCUGAAAAACAGAAAGCGAAAGACCAGAAAGUGUCAGAGAAGGACAAACGCAGAAAGAGAGUUGACUUGUCUGAUGAGGACUCUGAUGAAGAGGACUCGUCCGAGGAAGAGGACUCAGAUGAUGAACCCCCUCCUAAGAGGUGAGUCCAAGGUCAAGUGGUUGAAAUCCAAUGAGGAUGUUUUUGAUUCAUAUUGUCAUACAUAGUUAGUUUCAAAUGGUUCACUGCUAACAGUUUAUUUGUUUAAUACGAUCCUUAGGAAAGCUGUGAAGAGGCCACCACCUAAAGCGCGUCGCCCUCCCCCCAGCAAGAAGUCACGGCCGGCAAGUCAGUUAAGGGCUAAGGGCAAAAAAAGAGCUGCCCCAGCUAAGAGAUCUGCGCCCACAGCUAAGAAACCAGCACCGCCAGCCAAGAAGUCAGCUCCGUCAGCAAAGAAACCUGCAGCAGCCAGUAAAGCUGCAGCUUCAAAGAAGGCACCCACACCAGUCAAGAAAGCUGCACCUGCGAGCAAGCCCAAAACGCCCAUCGUCAAAAAGCUGACGAGCAGGGCAUCGAAGCGGCCAGCGCCCAAAAAGUCACCUCCUGCAAAGAAGGCAGCAGCCAAUUCUGCAGUGAAGGCCAAGCCUGCAGCCCGCAAGUCCCUGAGGGGGAGGAAGUGAGUUUACUAUUGCCCAGCAGCGGAAGUUUAACUGUAGCUCUGAAGACAGCGGUGCUCUGCCUCUAUCCAUGCUCUCUUUCGCAUCAUUGUUUUCCUCCAGUUUGGGGCUGUAGAAUUAUUCUCUGUAGGAUUGGGAUGUGGCAGUUAUUAGUUCAUGUCAAUUUGCUGUACUUGGGAACUGUUCAAUUUCUGUGAACCCAACUUAAUCGCCAUUGUGUAGAAUGGCCUCUUAAAAGAUGUAAAACUGCCUAGGUAAAGAAUUGUGAAAUUUCCAUCACUACUUUUAUUUCCCUCACGCACUUCAUUUUGAUAAUGUAUUUUUGCAUUUCCUCCCAGUCCACUCUGCCAUGUUUUACCUGGACACAUUCCUUUUAUCAAAUCCUUUGUUAAGCGUUUUGGAAACUUUCUCCCUCUACAACAUUUUUGAUUUUUCAACGUUUAAUCUGGAGUAAUCUUAAAGGAUAUAGAGAUUUAUGCUAUUAAGUGAAUUUGAGAGCAUAAUGACAGCCAACUUUCAUGUAAUGAAUUCUUGUUUAUUA
Coregonus sp. 'balchen' is the source of this 3605-nucleotide messenger RNA. NCBI's taxonomy places the organism in Eukaryota, Metazoa, Chordata, Actinopteri, Salmoniformes, Salmonidae. The record is from the annotation of a GenBank genome assembly.